AUGAAUGGAUGGAGGAAUAAAAAGGGAUUUUUUUUCGACUUGACGAAAUGCUCAGAUGAUGAGCGCCCUAUAAUGCUGGAAUUGUCGGCGGCAAUGUGCCGAGUGAUGAUGCGUCUUUUUGCUUUGCUUUCUUUAUUUGUCUUUGCACCUCGUUCUGCUUUCUUCUCUCACUCUAUGGUUGCAGCUGUUGCCAGAAGGAAAUUUACAAUGUGUUUGUUUGGCAUCGUUGAUGCGGUUGAGGACUUUUUUAAGAGUGUUGUGGCGUGUGCCUGCUGCCUCAUCAUCGGUGGCCCUGCGCUCAUCAUCGCGGGCAGCAUACUUCUCAAUCAAAAGGACCUUCGAAAAGCUUUCAGAGAUGCCGUGAAUGAAUUUGACCCCACACCCAUGAACGAUUGGACUGGGACCAUCAACAAAGUGCCGAUUACUGUGAGACGCGAGUCGCUAAAUGUCAAGGGUGUGGACGGGGCCACUUCUGUCUUUGCGGAGGCUGUUGUUCCUGUUUCUGAGAAUUUUUUAUCAGAGUUUCCAGUUUCCGUGAAUGUUAGCGCCGUGACCCCUUUUAUUCGCAUGGCCCCCUUCAAUAUUAUGAGAAACUCUACAUACUUCUGUUUUUCAAGUGACUGCAUAGACGGAAAGGAUUGCAAGUGCAAACGCGAUGUCCGCAGUUUUGGGGAGAAAUGUACCGCCAGGGGCGGAAGUUACAACCAAACACCCACGUGGUGUAAGGCGGGCAAUAUUUGCGGUGAGUGUCUGGAGACUCUGUACCUCAGGAAAUUGUACCUUGUUGUUCGUGAGGUCAGCAACGGAAAAUACGCCGAGGACACCAAUCUCCGAAGUGCCAUGUACGCCUUUGGCGAUCUUGAUAACGAUUACCAGCCUGGAGUACCGAGCACCGUUACAGUGCGCCUGUACAGCAGCAAGGAUCCUUACAUCGCCCUGCAGCGGUUAACAAAGGGAACCAAUGAUUUGGGUUUGAAUUCGCGCACCGUGGGUAUUGUGCUGAUUGUUCUUGGGUGCCUGUUCUUGCUGCUGGAAAUUGGUGUCUGCACAGCACUAAUUUGCUACUGGAUGCGACCAAAAAAGACUUCAUCAGGCGCCCCGCCCUAUUUGGCUCCUGCAUCUCAAGGAAUAUCAACGUCGGGUGCAUCCGGUAACGCCGCACCGAAUUUUUAUGCACAGCCAGCACAGCAAACGGGACAGGGAUACAAAUAUGGUCAAGCGGUACCACCAGGGUAUACAUAUGGCCAGCCACCACAGGGACAGCCGAUACCGCCAGGGUACACGUAUGGCCAGCCACCACAAGGGCAACCGGCACCGCCAGGGUACACGUAUGGCCACCCACCACAAGGGCAACCGGCACCGCCAGGGUACACGUAUGGCCAGCCACCACAGGGAUACGCAUAUGGUCCGUAG
Trypanosoma cruzi is the source of this 1413-nucleotide messenger RNA. RefSeq names its product procyclic form surface glycoprotein, putative. The transcript has a single exon. Lineage: Eukaryota; Euglenozoa; Kinetoplastea; Trypanosomatida; Trypanosomatidae. The coding region runs from base 1 to 1413 and encodes 470 amino acids. The record is from RefSeq and is a predicted model, not a curated record.